Molecule: messenger RNA, 372 nt
Organism: Vicia faba (fava bean)
Lineage: Eukaryota; Viridiplantae; Streptophyta; Magnoliopsida; Fabales; Fabaceae
Source: the annotation of a GenBank genome assembly
AUGAUUGUUACGACAAUAAUAUUUGGGGCAGUGUUUUGGCAAAAAGGGAAGGAAAUAAACACUCACCGGGAUUUGUUCAAUGUGUUUGGAUCAAUAAAUGUAUUCUUCUAUGGCUUAUUCAUUUGCACAGCUUCACUUCUGUCUACUGCAGUCUACACCAUAUUCAUUCUCUUUUCUGGAUUCCUCAUUCUAGGACCUAUGGUUAAUUGUGGUGAAGAUGUUACAAAGGUUGACACGAAGCCUGAUGGCACUUGCCGUGUUAAGGCAAAGAGUGAAAGUGAAUGUCUGGAUUUAAGGAAUCGAAUCUUGGCUGAUGACACUUUCCUGAUCGAUCCCUCUGUGCUUCUACUAAUGGAGAUAUCAAAAGAGUAG